This is a messenger RNA of Sclerotinia sclerotiorum 1980 UF-70, 306 nucleotides long. RefSeq lists its product with no specific name. The record is from RefSeq and is a predicted model, not a curated record. The transcript has 2 exons. Lineage: Eukaryota; Fungi; Ascomycota; Leotiomycetes; Helotiales; Sclerotiniaceae. Bases 1 to 306 code for a protein of 101 amino acids.
AUGACGAUGAUGACAUUCAAUGGGGCCUUUUGCUACCUUGCGACCUCGCGACCUCCUAUCAAGGCUCUCAUUAAAAAGUUCAUUCAUUGGCUAGAUAUUCAAGAAACUGCUUUCAUCUUGAAGCCCCAACUUCGCCAUGUAACACCCACCUCCUCUCGUAUGCAUGCUCACCAGAAUCAUUUAUCGGCCAGUUAUUCGACAGCGCAAUUCUGGACCGUUAAGAUCUACACGAUCUACAAUCCUGUACCAUGUCAACAUGAGACAUUAAUCUUAGCACAAACUUUUUUGAUCCUUUACGAUAGAUAG